AUGGUAGUUUCGGAGGCGUUGCGAGAGCUCGCGUCGCUGGCGGGCGUGGACGUGCGGGCGGACGUGCACGAAGCGGUGUUGGAGCUGUGUCGAAGACGCGUCGUGCCCACGGCGACGGCGCAGGUGUUGCGCUCGCUCGCGUCCAAGGCGCAGGACGCGCGCGAUGCGGGAUUGCGAGAUGCGGUGCGGCAGCCGAGGUGA
Ostreococcus tauri is the source of this 201-nucleotide messenger RNA. RefSeq names its product MOZART2 family. Lineage: Eukaryota; Viridiplantae; Chlorophyta; Mamiellophyceae; Mamiellales; Bathycoccaceae. The transcript has a single exon. Bases 1 to 201 code for a protein of 66 amino acids. The record is from RefSeq and is a predicted model, not a curated record.